UUUCUAUUUCCAAAAUGGUCUAAUAUACCAUUAAAAUAUAUAGAUGUUAAUUGCCAGGUUUGAUGAAGAAACAUCUCUAUAAGAGACCUAUUUGUAUUAUUCAGUGAACAGAAGUGUGAAAAGUCAUUUACUCAUAAUUUCCUCUUGAUUCAUCAUACAUGAUCCAUCUGUCCCAUCAUCAAUUCAGAAGAAUUGAUUGAAAAAUGAAGAGACUCACUGGAUCAUUCAAAUACUACCAAUGGGAUCCUUGGCUAAUAAUAUUCCAGAUAAUAUCAAUUCAGUGUAUCUUAUAUGUUUCUCUUGGACUAAUACUAGCACUACUGAGUUCCAUUGUUGGGGAGCCUAAAACAUUAGACCACAUAUUUGAAUAUCAUGAAGUUCAGAUUCGUGAUUUUGGAGGAAGAAUUGUAAUCAUGAGCUUUACAAUCAAUGCUCUUGUGGGUGCCCUGGCUCUAUGGUACUUUGUAGAACGCACCAAACUAUGCCUGGACUUCAGCUGUACCUGGCACCUCAUCCACCUGCUAGUUUCCUGGUUCUAUAAUGAAUGCUUUCCAACAACUUUUUCAUGGUGGGCUUUAAAUGUUGCUUGUGCAACUCUCAUGUGUGUUUGUGGAGAAUUUUUGUGUUUACGGACAGAACUGGCUGCUAUACCAUUGUCAUUAGGUCCCAAAACUGACCUUUAGGUCAAAAAACUGUGAUACACUAUGUGAAUGUUGAAAAAUUAUGAUCAAGAGAAUGAUAGGACUUGGCUAUAGUGGUUUUUCAAAAUCAGGAUUUCUUCAGCUACCCCAUGGCCAUACCAGGGUCCAGUGUCGAUAAAGUUAAUGCCAUUUAUAAUUGCCUGAUGAACAGUCUUUUUACAUUCUUCUAUGUCAAAAUCACUGGAAACAGAAUGAGGUAACACACUUUUAAUAUAUUUUGAGGACACACAUCUACCAAAAACUUGAUAAAAUGGUGGCCAAGGAACUUUUCAAACCAAUGCCAUUAGGUUGAAACAAAAUUGUAGACUUUAAUUCAUUUUGUACACCAAAAAUGUGAACUGUUGAUACUUGAUUGGAGAGGUAGUAGAAUUUGAGGUUAUGUAAUUGUGUUGAAUUACCCAUAGAAAUAAGAAAAUCCUCCAGUUCCAAGAGAUAUCAUAGAAACAUGUAUAUCUGUGUUUCCCAAUUUUCUGUAGCUCAUUUUCCUCACUGAUUUUUCAUCAUGAAAACCAGGAAUAUAUGUUUCCGGAAGAUCCAUACUAUAUACCUACUUUCCUACUCAAAUUCAGGCACAGAUUCAGGUAGGGUAUGGUUUCACUAAACACUAAAAAGCUUCUUUCUAUCUUGUUAUAGUUGUAGAUGUUUAUAAAUUAUAUAUUGCAUAAGUUAUAUGAGUUCUCCUAUCAGGCAGCUUAUUAUUAGUGAUUAGCAUAAUUAGCAGUUAGCACUUAUGGUUUCCAGUAUUUGGUUCCUUAUCUUAUCACCGAAGUCAGUACACAGAAUUACACCUUUUUUAUCAGUUGGGAAAGAAAUUCUUCCAUUAUUCAACUCAACUGGAC
Molecule: messenger RNA, 1540 nt
Organism: Phaedon cochleariae (mustard beetle)
Lineage: Eukaryota; Metazoa; Arthropoda; Insecta; Coleoptera; Chrysomelidae
Source: the annotation of a GenBank genome assembly